AUGCUUCAUGUGCUAACCUUAUUUUUCCAUGGAAAUUCGAAUGGAAAAUGAGUCUCUAUUAUUAUGAAUUUACUACAUUAAUCUAAUCAAAGAAAGGGGCAAAAUGAAGUGACAGUUAGUUAAAAAGAGAUGAAACCUGAUGUUUAACAUGCAUCAUGUCGCACCAAUUAGGGCGAGUGGUUUCAGAGAUUUUGCACCAAUAUUUUGGUGAAAUUGUGCAAAAAGUUGGACAUGAUUUGUUUAUUUACGGUAGCAAGCCAAUUCCUAUGAUUGUGAAGACUACUGGAUUACCACGUAAACAGGUAGUUGAGAGUUUGCGCACACUAGUUAAAUUUGAUUUGGCAUCAUUUGAGCCGUCCUUCAAUGAAGUAGUUGCUGAUUACAAGCUGAAUCCUGACAAUGUGCUACUUCUCAUCAGAUAUCCAAGAUAUCUCCUCCAGAUCAAAACAAAGUUUGGUUCGGAAGCUGAAAUAUUAGUAGAGGAACUCUUGCAGCAAGCAUCAUGUACUGCAAGUGUGUUGUUGGUUACUGUUGCUGCCAAAUAUAAAGAUGAUAAGGAGAAGAAUAUAACAUUAGUGAAGUUACGAGACAUAUUUAUUAGUAUAGCGACAGCUAGAUACAUACAGCAAGCACCAGUGGCUGACAAGAGCGAGGUACCUUCACUAGAACCUGUGGCUACUAUUGUACCAGACAUUGAUAUUAGACAACUAGCGCAGGCUAUGGCAACAGAUACACUAGCCGACGUUAAUGAUAAUAUUUACUGGAAAGUAAAUUUUGAUAGAUUCCAUCAGGACUUCAGAGAUGACAUCAUGGUGAAAGCCAUUACUCGCAGGAUAGACGAGAAUGCGGGUGAGUUGAUGCAUCUCCUGUUGCAACAAAUGUAUCUGACAUCUGCGGAGUGGGCAGCCGGGUCCAACCCCACGCCAGCGUUAGAUCUGCGCGAUGCUGUUCACCGCACAGAUCGACCUGACUGCGACCGCAAGCUGCUGCAACAGUACAUGGACCACUAUCUCAGAGUACUAGAGGAGAAUGGUGCGGGGUUUGUGGUGCGAGUGGGCGAGGCGGGCGGGGGACAGUACGUAGUGCGAGGACGUCACGCCGCCACACAGCUGCUGCUCGCUGCACUCGACCACACCGUCACCGAGAGACUCGGCUCUAAAGCUGCCAGGAUAUUCAGAUUAAUUCGAACAAAAAAAUAUAUAGAGGAAGAUGAUAUACAGAAGCACGCGAUGUUACCUAACAAGGAGUGUAAGGAGCUUACAUACAAACUGUUGGAGGAACAUUUUAUUAGCAUACAGCCGAUGCGCAAGGCGGCGUCUUCUGGUGCAAUGGCCAAAGCUGUUUACUUGUAUCAUAUUAAAUUACACGAUGUAGCGCAGAGUCUGCGCGAGAUGUGUUACCGCGCACUACACAACACACUACGACGGGGGCAGCACACGCGCGCCGCACACGCCCGUCUGAUGGACAAGCAGCGCCGCGUGCGCAGCAUUGUGCACAGCAUGCGCGUGCGCGGGGAGCCGCAGCAACACAUUGAUGACGUGGAGGAGACUCUGACACCGCCGGAGCUGUCUACAUUAAAAGACGUGGAAGCGCGCCUCAAGCAGUUGAGCGCUGCACAACUUGCUAUCGACAAGAACCUCUUUAUCCUCAACUGGUACUUCAUGUACCCGCAUUGAGAACUACCCUCAAAUUAGUGUGACAACUCAAGAUCAUCUGCGCAGUGAGUCUCAGUAACUCAUGCAAUGUUCCGAGCAACCAAAUUAUUUAAUUUCUCCUCUAUAAAUGUUAAUAAAAGUGAAAGUGUUAUCAUUUAUAUGAAAUGAUAAG
Messenger RNA from Papilio machaon (common yellow swallowtail), 1827 nucleotides. RefSeq names its product DNA-directed RNA polymerase III subunit RPC3 (gene Polr3C). Gene Ontology annotation, biological process: DNA-templated transcription. NCBI's taxonomy places the organism in Eukaryota, Metazoa, Arthropoda, Insecta, Lepidoptera, Papilionidae. The transcript is spliced from 11 exons. Gene Ontology annotation, molecular function: single-stranded DNA binding. The coding region runs from base 156 to 1676 and encodes 506 amino acids. Gene Ontology annotation, cellular component: RNA polymerase III complex. The record is from RefSeq and is a predicted model, not a curated record.